Molecule: messenger RNA, 1335 nt
Organism: Aspergillus campestris IBT 28561
Lineage: Eukaryota; Fungi; Ascomycota; Eurotiomycetes; Eurotiales; Aspergillaceae
Product: chalcone isomerase domain-containing protein
Exons: 2
Coding region: 1-1335 (444 amino acids)
Molecular function (GO): intramolecular lyase activity
Source: RefSeq, a predicted model, not a curated record
AUGAGUGCUGCCAGCUGCCAGCCUUUGGCGGUGCCUGACUUGGCUGGGCGCCAUCCCCUGGCGCAGGUGCAUCCGCCCGCAACUCCGCCUCCCCACCCGCCGCCCCCUAACAACCAGCCCGCCCUCCGCCAAACCACCCCCCCGAACCCACUCCGCUCCAGCGCCGACACCCGCGCCCGCGAGCAAGCCCUCGCGCAGUCCCGCCGCUCCAUCAGCCUCUCCGCCGCAGGCAUCGCCGCCUGCGCCGUCGCCAUGUACGGCGUGAUCCAACUGGACCCGUUCGGGCUGGAGAAGCUCGAGCCCACCACCACCACCAACAACAAUGACAACAACGACAGCAAGAACAAAACCAUGCUAGAUGGCCCCCCAGGCUUCCCAGACACCAGCGCCAGCAGCCCAGCGAUGAUCCUGCAAGGCCCCGACGGCAGCACGCAAGUCGAAACCGGCACGAGCUCCGUCCCGCACUUCCCGAGCACCAUGCGUCUCCCGACCCGCUCCAGCACCCUCCAACCAGGCGACGCGCUCCCCGCGUCCGGCGACGACGGCGCCAGCGAAGAAUACCAGCUGCUGGGCCUGGGCAUCCGCACCGUGUCCUUCCUGCGCAUCCAGGUCUACGUUGUAGGCCUGUACAUCGCCACGAAGGACCUGCCCGAGCUGCAGCAGCGGCUUGUGCGCACGGCCGUCAACCCGCCGAAGGAGGUGGACUCUCCCGCCGUCGUGCAGCCGACGACGGGCGCGGGGAGUGUGGCGUUCGCGACGAGCCUUGUGCCUGGGGAGCGGGAGGCGCUGAAGAAGCUGCUGCUGGACGAGGAGCGCGGGGAUGCGGCUUGGAGCGCGGUGUUGAGGGAGGGCGGGCUGCGGAUGGCGUGGCGGGUUGUGCCGACGCGGAACACGGACUUUUUGCACCUGCGGGAUGGGUGGGUGCGGGGGUUGGCUGCGCGCGCGCAGAGGUAUACGAUUUCGCCGCUGCCGGAUACUUCUUCUUUGAGUAGUGGGGGGAGGAAGGAGGGGGAGUUCACGGAUGAGUCGUUUGGGCGGGCGGUGGGGGAGUUCAAGGCGCUGUUUGGGGGCGGGGGCGGGGGUGGGAAGAAGGGCGUGUCGAAGGGGCAGACGCUGGUGCUUGUGCGUGGUGAGGAUGGCGCGCUGGAGGGGCUGGUGCAGGCUGAGGUGGGGAAGCCUGGGAUGCGGUUUUUGGGCCGUGUGCGCGAUGAGCGGAUUAGUCGGCUCGUGUGGUUGAAUUAUCUGGCUGGGAAGAAUGUGUCUAGUGAGGGGGCGCGACGGAGUGUUGUUGAUGGGGUGAUGGGGGUUGUGGAGCGGCCUGUUGGGACUAUCUAG